Molecule: messenger RNA, 1713 nt
Organism: Ostreococcus tauri
Lineage: Eukaryota; Viridiplantae; Chlorophyta; Mamiellophyceae; Mamiellales; Bathycoccaceae
Product: Nucleolar complex protein 4
Exons: 1
Coding region: 1-1713 (570 amino acids)
Biological process (GO): ribosome biogenesis
Cellular component (GO): Noc4p-Nop14p complex; small-subunit processome; nucleolus
Source: RefSeq, a predicted model, not a curated record
AUGGGGAAGAGAAAUAACGCGUCUUCGAAUAAAACCGCGAGUGCGUCGACGCAGACGGUCGCCGAGCGCGCAAUCAACCUGAACGCGAGCGAUUCCAACGUCAAUGAAGUCUUGGAACUCUUGAGAGCCAUCAAGUCACCGACGUCUUCGACGUCACGAGACGCCUUCGACGCCCUGGUCGGUCUCGAGCGGUUCUGGUGCGAGAGAUUGGCGAGCGGGACGCUCGAUGAGCUCCGAGAGUCGCGGAAGCGAGAGGACGAGGCGGAGACGCCGAGGAGAAAGUACUUGGAGUGGUUCGCAAAGCACUACAGGACGUUUACGGAGCGGACGAUGGACGUGAUGUGCGAUGGGGGAUGGGACGGACGUACGCGGACGUUAGCGUUGGCGGUGUUGAUGGAAUGCGCGAGGUGCGAGACCCCGGGACGGUUUUCGAACGAGAUGUACGAGGAGGUGGUGCGGAGAGCGACGUCGAGCGCGGACUGGAGCGAGGAGUUAUUGGGGGCGAUGAAGACGCGUUAUCUGACCCGGGUGGACGUCAGGUAUUACACGUACGUGGCGAUGAAGAAGAUCGCGGAGGGUUUGAGGACGUACGAGGCGAAAGCGGGGCGGGCGUCUAGGACGGAUGUGGCGAGGAACGUGUACGACGUCCUGAACGCGACGCCGAGGGAAUUUGAGGAUCAUCAAUCGGGCAAUGACGCGAGUAAUCCGAGGGAUGAUUUCGCGAGAAUGUUGGCAAAACUUCGGGCGGGGCAGGACGCAGAGGAGGAGGCGGAGAAGCGCGGACCGUGGUGCGAAGACGCCGAGGGCGGCGCCGUGGACCUGGAGUCGGCAAAAAAGCGACGGAAAAUAUCCUCGAGUGUGGGCGCGUCGAAGUGGACCGAAGGCGUGCGUCAUCGUCGCGCGUUCAGUGAAGCCUGGCUCGCAUUGCUCCGAGCAGAGUUCCCCGAGGAUAUUUACCGGAAGAUUCUCAUGCGUCUGCACGUCGACGUGAUGCCGCACAUGGUGAACCCGCAGUUGCUGAGUGAUUUCUGCGUCGAUUCCAUCGACGUCGGCGGUUUGACCGGUAUGCUCGCCCUGAACGGACUCUUCAUCCUCAUGACCCAACACGGGUUGGAGUAUCCGACGUUUUACAAUCGUCUGUAUCAGCUCCUGGACGGGUCGUGCUUCCACGCGAAUCAUCGUCGCGGAUUCUUCUCCCUCAUGGAUGUCUUCCUCAAGUCGCCGGCGCUCCCGGCGUACCUCGUCGCAAGCUUCGUGAAACGAUUCGCGAGACUUUCGCUGUCUGCACCGCCCGCUGGGGCCAUGCUUUGCGUGGCUUUCAUCCACAAUCUCAUUCGCCGACACAAGUCAUGCGCUGUGCUCGUGCAUCGUGAGAACGCCGCAACCGUCGACGCGGAUCCGUUCGACGCGGACGAACAAGAUCCCGCGAAAACCAACGCGCUGAAAAGCUCGGUGUGGGAGAUGGAGACGCUUCGCGCCCAUUACUGUGCGCAGGUGCCGAAAAUGGUGAGCCUGCUCGAGCGCGACCUCACCGAACGCGUGAAGACCAAGGAGCUCGACAUGGGCGAUCUAUGCGCGGCGAGCUACGGCACGCUCAUCGCCGAGGAGUUCGACGUGCGCAUGAAAAAAGUGCCGCUCGCGAAUCACGUUGAGCCGUUCACGUCGUUGUUCUCGACGCCCGAGAUGAAACGAUGUUUCGACACCUUCGCGUGA